AUGACUACUGUUCCGGACCUACUAGUGGCGCCUGACUACAAUAUAUCUUUCGAACUUGGCAAAAAUCCGGAUGGAGAACUAAUCUGGACAACCGGCCCGCGGUUUAGACGUAUUGUAAUGGAAAAAGGACAGUAUUGCUUUUGCUGGCAAAGGCCGCCACAUAGUCAAUUGUUGAACAAGGCCCGAAGGGCUCUUCAAUAG
This is a messenger RNA of Penicillium cosmopolitanum, 201 nucleotides long. RefSeq lists its product as uncharacterized. Lineage: Eukaryota; Fungi; Ascomycota; Eurotiomycetes; Eurotiales; Aspergillaceae. The record is from RefSeq and is a predicted model, not a curated record. The transcript has 2 exons. Bases 1 to 201 code for a protein of 66 amino acids.